CAAAGAAGGCAGUAAACAGUAAGCGGUAAGCAGCAAAAACAAAACGAACAACAUGCCCUAUGAAACCAUGCAUCAUCAGACGUCAGCACCGAACGGCAUGUUGGACUCGUUAAGUUUACAAUUGCGAGAUGCGGAAACGCGUCGAGCUGAAAUUGAACGAGCACAUCAGGAAACUUUGGCACAAAUACGUAGUUUAAGUGGCAACGUUGGCCGUGCAGAUAGCGAAGCAAUUGAAAAUCUCCAAUCACGGGCUCGUGAAUUAGAAAAAAAGGCCGCCUUGGAAAAUGUACGCUGCGAGGAAUUGCAUAUCGAAUUAUCGGCUGCUAUGAAAGCUAAAGCAGGCCGUUCUGCUGCGGCGGCUGCUGCUUCCUCGGCAGCGGCGGCAGCAGCAGCAUCUAGUAUUACUGCCACAACAGGCACCAGUUCAACGGUUACGUGGGCGCCGUCAGUUACUCAUCAGGAUCAGGGUUCAGAAAUUGAUAUAAUAAUGGCUAAAAUUGAACAGGAUAAUCGAGUGUUGGCUGAGUUAGAAAUUCCUCGGACAUCGGCAUCAGGUUUUUCUAGCAUGCCAGCCAGUUCCAUGUAUACGACGGGAAAUUGUGAAUUUAAAACCAUAUCAAAAACUGAACUUGAAGAGGAACUAAAUCGUUAUAAACGAGCUGUACUAGGUGGUACCAGUAGUGGUACAUCCGGUACUAUGGCUGGGGUCAGUUGUACUCUUAGUGGUUACUCGUCAGCUUUAACUUCGACCCUACCAAAUGGCGGUAUAGGUAGUGGUACUGGUGCUGGUGGCGGUGGAGGGGGUACGGUUUCAGGCCUGUCAAGUACUGCUGGAGGUUUGGCAGGCCCAACAGGUCUAUCUACUAUGUCGGCCUUAGUGCCGAAUUCUAUGAGUGGUAUCUCAUCGUCAUUAAGUAGUCAUGCCUUACAAACAUUAAAUGCAGCCGCUACUUAUGGUACAGCUGGCAGUAGUGGUGUUGUACCUUCAUCGGUUGAUAAACUUUUAAGCGGAACAAGUGGAAUCACUGGCAUUCCGCCAAUGCCGGUAAAUAUUCAUACGAUGAAGUCUAUGCCGUCAGCAUUAAGUCAGCGUGGCACAAUGCCGUUGUACAAUUUGCAGAGCACAACCAUGCCUAUACUCUCGCUGAACUCGCAUAAUAUACCAACCGGCGCUAGCAGUUAUUCAGCACUUGGUUUAAGCGGUACGGCCACUGGUGCAAGUGGUGUACCACCACUGGGCUCUUCGCUCACCCAUCCCACCCUAGGCAACGUAUUAGACACUGGUACCAUGUUGGGCACUACGACUGGUCUGUCCGGUCUGGGGGCCGGCUUGGCAGGUACAUCAUCUUUGUAUGGUUUAGGCGCGGGAGUUGGAGGCAUGGGCGGUGGCCUACCAAAUGCCUAUGGACCACCGCCCACAUUUAUUGACGUAGGCUCUGCUGCUUCAUAUCCGUUUACUUCGUCCGCUUUACGCACUGCUAAUAAAAUGAAAAUGUUGGACGAAAUAGACAUUCCUUUAACGCGCUACGGUAAUCGUAGCUCACCUUGCUCACCGAUACCUCCCAGCACUUGGGGUCUAGAUGAAUUCACAGACAGCAUCAGUGCCUCUAUGCUGCAUAAUCGUUGCGGUCUGGCUCUAGGUGCUCUCGAUCUGGAAACUCGCAAUCAUCCUUUAAAUGGAGCCAGUGAACCUCAAGUGGAUAUGCUCGACAUACCGGGGAAAGGGCGUUGUUGUGUUUUCAUAGCGCGUUUUCCCUAUGAUCCACCAGAAGACGCUGAGGGCGAACUUUCAUUAUGUGCAGGCGAUUACUUGCUCGUAUGGACAAGCGCUGAACCCCAAGGUGGUUAUUUAGAUGCCGAAUUAUUAGAUGGUAGACGAGGUUUGGUACCUGCUUCAUUUGUACAACGUUUGAUAGGGGAUGAUCUUUUGGAAUUUCAUCAAGCUGUACUUUCUACACUUCGAGAUGCGGAAGAUGGUUCCAUGCAAUGUGACUCUACUUCGUUGCCCUCCUUACCGCCACACAAUCCUUUGCUCACUCAUACUCAAGAAGACUUAGCGCGCCUCAGUGAAACGCAUACGGAUUUGGAACACGAUCAAGAUGAUAUCAGUGAUAAUGUGCCAGCUCCUAAACACCUAACGUUAGAAAGACAACUUAAUAAAAGUGUAUUGAUUGGUUGGUCCCCACCGGAACCAUGCGGUUAUAAUCUUAUCGAUAGUUAUCAUGUAUACGUAGAUGGUGUACUUAAAGUUACUAUUAAAGCCAAUGAACGCACACGAGCUCUUAUAGAGGGCGUCGAUUCCAACAGACCCCAUCGCAUUAGUGUACGUAGUAUAACCCAGAACCGUCAAACGUCUCGUGAUGCUGCCUGCACUAUGAUUAUCGGUCGCGAUACCGCUCAUUUGGGUCCAUCCGCUGUUCGAGCUUCGCACAUAACGUGUUCAUCGGCUGUCAUCUCUUGGCUGCCAGCCAAUUCUAAUCAUCAGCAUGUAGUUUGUGUAAAUAAUGUUGAGGUGCGCACUGUUAAGCCUGGUGUUUAUCGGCAUACCAUUACGGGUUUGGCUCCCAGUACUCAAUAUCGUGUUACAGUACGAGCUAAGCAUUUGCGUGCCGCUGGGGGCCAUCAUACACCCGGUCGCCCUCAGGAAGAGGCUCCAGGGGCUUAUGCAGAUUUUCGAACUUUAGCUAAAGGUCUGCCUGAUCCUCCACAGGAUAUCCAACUUGAGGCUGGUCCUCAGGAUGGUACAAUAUUAGUAACGUGGCAACCAGUUAAUCGACCUACUUCUUCUGGGCCCGUAACUGGCUACGCUGUAUAUGCGGAUGGGAAAAAAGUCACUGAUAUUAAUUCACCGACGGGUGAUCAUGCUCUUAUCGAUAUUGGAAAAUUGGGCACGUUCAAUCCGAGAGCUGUAACUAUACGCACCAAAUCACGGGAUUCCCAAUCGGCUGAUAGCGCGCCCAUAUUAAUACCAAAUGCUGUACGUAGUGCUGUGGGUAGGAGGGGACCAAAUCAGAUGGGCAUGGGUCAACAAAUGCCUCAAGGACCGCACGGUCCCAUGGGUAUGCCAGGGCAACAGCAACAACCUCAUAUGAUGGGUCAACAAGAUCCAAAUCAAUAUGAUCCUAAUCAAAUGCAACAACAACAACAACAACAACAGCCGGGCAUGCAACCGCAUGGGCAGCAACAACAAACUCAUCAAGGACAACAGGCCGACGGAAGUUCUGGUCUAUUAGGAGGCCUUCUCGGCGGCCUCUUCUCGAAACCCUCACAGACUCAAGUGACACAGAGUCAAAAUGUCAACGGUUACCCACCGGGCCAACAACAGCGUGGUAUGAUGCAAGGCGGCCGUUUGCCUGGGCCGCAGGGCAUGCAACAGCAACAGCCGCCCCAGCAACAGCAGCAGCAACCGUAUGGACCACAGGGUCCCAUGGGUCCCCAGCAACGUUUCCCUGGUCAAAGAGGUCCAGUACCGCCAGGUCAAAUGCAACCCGGUGCUUCCAUGCAGCAGGGUCUAAUGCAAACUGGUGCCAUGGGGCCACGUGGUCCACUUGGUCAGCAACAGCAACAGCAGCAGCAACAACAACAGCAACAGCAAAUGCAACAGCAUAUGCAACCGGGUCAAAUGAUGACGCCACAGCAGCAACAUCAGCAACAGCAACACCUACAACAGCAACAAAUGGCGGCGGCCGCUCAAAAGAAGCCACGCUACUUUGUUGCCAUGUUCGAUUACGAUCCAAGCACAAUGAGUCCUAAUCCCGAUGGAUGUGACGAAGAACUGCCAUUUCAAGAGGGCGAUACCAUUAAGGUUUACGGUGAUAAAGAUGCUGACGGGUUUUAUUGGGGGGAACUGCGGGGUCGUCGUGGUUAUGUGCCCCAUAAUAUGGUGACCGAAGUUGACGAUGGCACAGGUCAAAUGGGCCAGCUGCCGCCUCAACCAGGCGGAACGGGUCAAGUUAUGCCCGGUCAGGUAGGCACUCAACAGAGUAUGCGUAAUGUCAGUCGUGAUCGUUGGGGUGAUAUAUACGCCAAUAUGCCUGUUAAACGCAUGAUAGCUUUAUAUGAUUAUGAUCCUCAAGAAUUGAGUCCAAAUGUUGAUGCCGAGCAAGUUGAAUUAAGUUUUAAAACUGGUGAAGUAAUACUAGUUUACGGUGAAAUGGACGAAGAUGGUUUCUAUAUGGGCGAAUUGGACGGUGUGCGCGGUUUAGUGCCAUCGAAUUUCUUGGCUGAUGCCCCCGAUCAGUAUGGCAAUCAAAUGAUUCCGGGUGGUGGCCCUGCAGGACGCGGUGGCUUGGCCGGUCAGAGGGGUAGAGGUCAAGGGCCGGGUGCUAGAGGACCUCCACCACCGCCACGUGACAAUAUGAUGCCUGGCAUGGUUGGGCCUCGUGGUCCCCAAGGAAAAAAUGCUCGCCCUGCUUCCCCUACACUGUUAGACACGACGGGCCAUCCUGCCCCCGAUCACCAAACGCAGGGGAUGAUCGGUCGCGUUGGUAAUAUUCUUGGCAUGACACAACAGCAGCAACAGCAACCACAACAGCAACCCUAUGGUCAGCAACAAAUGCAAAUGGGACAGCAGCAACAACAGCAGUUACAACAACAGCAGCAACAAACACAACAAAUGGGUGGCAUGGGGCAAAUGGGACAAAUGGGUCAGCAAGGCAUGAUGGGGCAGCAAACACCGGGCCAAAUGGGUCAAAUGGGCAUGAUGGGUCAACAGCCGCAGCAACAACAAAUGGGUCAGCAGAUGGGUCAACAAAUGGGUAUGAUGGGUCAACAGCAGCAACAGCCGCAACAGCAACCCCAGCCGCCUCCCGUAACAACGCAAUCCUCAGGCGGUUUACUGUCCGGAGCAACUAGCUUACUUUCGGGUGCUACUUCGGCUGCCACCGGUGGUCUAUUUGGUUCGAAACAACCACCGAAAACAGAUCCAAUGCAACCACAAGGCGGUGCGCAGCCAACGCAGCAACAAUCAACCGGCCUGGGGAGUUUAUUUGGCGGCGGGGCCCAGCAACAGCAACAGCAGCAGCAACAACAGCAACAACAACAGCAACCACAAGUGCCACCACAACAACAACAACAACCAGGUCAACAACAACAACAGCCACCACCGCAAAGCCAACCAACCGGCUCCGGACUGCUGGGCGGUCUUAAGGGUAUCGCUGCGGCGGCGCCCGGCGGUGAUGUGCUGUCGAAAGGUAAGGAUCUAUUUGGCAAAUUCGGAUUCGGUUUUGGCAAAUAACCCCAGUCAUAUUAUAGGUCGUUUUAUAUAUAUAUAUAUAUAUACAAAUACACAAAAAUACAAGCAUACACAUUUCACUUACACACACUUACGAACAUAUAUAAAUAUAUAUUAU
Messenger RNA from Glossina fuscipes, 5351 nucleotides. It is a transcript of the gene Rbp, whose product is annotated as RIMS-binding protein 2. The coding region runs from base 53 to 5236 and encodes 1727 amino acids. The transcript is spliced from 20 exons. The record is from RefSeq and is a predicted model, not a curated record. Gene Ontology annotation, biological process: neuromuscular synaptic transmission. Lineage: Eukaryota; Metazoa; Arthropoda; Insecta; Diptera; Glossinidae. Gene Ontology annotation, molecular function: protein binding.